Messenger RNA from Dermacentor albipictus, 7029 nucleotides. RefSeq names its product mediator of DNA damage checkpoint protein 1-like. Lineage: Eukaryota; Metazoa; Arthropoda; Arachnida; Ixodida; Ixodidae. The record is from RefSeq and is a predicted model, not a curated record. Gene Ontology annotation, molecular function: protein binding.
ACCCGCGCACAGCGUGCGCCCGUGCGCCCCACUAACGUAUUUUUUAGCUGCGGAGUCGCCAGGAAGCAAUGUGAUUUUGUUUGGCGGCGUUUGAACAGUGGUGUUUGCUCGCGCAGUUAUCGUCGGUUUGACAACCACUCGGCCAUGGACGGGAACGACCUGGAGAUGACGCAGGUCAUCCACGGCCAGGACGACUCGGAUGAUGAGGCCGAGCGAGAGAUACACGCCGUAUUGAAACUCGACGACCAAGAUGCGCCAGCGGCAUACCAGACUUUCAACUUGAAGCCAGGUAAAAACAUGGUCGGCCGUUCUCGUACCUGUGAUGUUAUCAUUGAGAAUUACGCCGUCUCCAAGCAGCAUGCCAUCAUCGACGUAGGUGGCCACAGUUGUACUAUCAUGGACCUUGGAAGUCAGAACAAGGUCAAGAUUGGAAAACGAACACUGAAGCCAAACUGUCAGUACAACCUGGAUUACAACGAGGAGUUCUGCAUAGCGGGCCUCAGGGCCCGCAUAUUAUGUGACCAAAACAAUGGUGCCAAGAGUGACACCGGCUCCGACACAUGCUCGGAGUCCCUUCUUACAGCCAUUGAAGUUGCCACGGAUCAAAAGGGUGUUGACGCUGAGGCGGGUGACAAUGCUGAUGAGCCGGUGCCUUCUGCUCCAGUAGCAGGACUUGAUGAAGCGACGGGGACUGCAGUAAAUUCCAAAUUGGAAAUUUCCAACGACAGGACAGCAGCCAAGUCGCAAAAUGCGAAGGCAUGCAGCAGCGAGUACCAGUCCAGUGGAAGCUUCACCAUGCCCGAGAUGCCCAACCUCGACUACACUCAGACCGACAGCUCACAAGGGACCGAGCCUUGUGCGGGUGCUGACCGUGACGCUCAGACGAACCUAGAGGGCGCUGGAGCGGGUGCUCCAGCUGCACCAGUUCCCGAAGGUGGUAACACCCCGACACCACCAUACUCCGAUGCCGCCUGUGGCGGAAAUGCUGGAGACACUUUGGAGCCUGCCAUGGCAGACAAAGAGAAUCGUUUGAAUGCAGAAACACAACCUUACGCAGGCAGCGCUGAGUGUCCCGAAGUGCCUUCUUCAAACUGCGGUGAAAUAAACAAUGCGGAGGUGGAUGAAACAGAUCGGCUCAAUGCUCCAACGCAAGCAUACGAAGAUGAUCCAUCUGCGGAGGCCGAGCGUCUGAACGUGCCCACGCAAGCAUACACAGAGCAGGACGAGGACGACAGGUUGAACGCAGUAACACAGGCGUACACGGCAGACGCCGACCAGGAAGAAGAGGAGAGGUUGAAUGCAGUGACACAGCCGUACGCAGCAGACGUCGUAGACCAAGAAGAACAGGAAAGGCUGAAUGCAGUAACACAGCCAUAUGCAGCAGAGGUCAGCAAGGAAGAAGAGGAAAGGCUGAAUGCAGUGACGCAGCCGUAUGCAGAAGACGUGUACCAGGAUGAGCACGACAGACUCAACGCAGUCACACAGUCGUUCAAUGACAAAGCAGAGGAAGACAACACGGGGGAUGGCUCCGCGAGUGCUCCCACACAAUCGGAGGAACGACACCGCCGCCUCCUGUUGGGUGCAGCUGAACUCAGCUUCGUCCUAUGUGAAGCAUCCCAGCCGUGCCGUGACGACGGCGGUGAUGAUGACGAGGAGGAGGAGGAGUUCUGCGCACCGACCCAGAAGGACGAUUCUCCGCCUCUAAAAGUUCACGCCCUGCUGAAGUUCCGCAGAGAGAGAGGAGCAGUGGCAGAAGAGGACGACGACAAGACACCGCCGCUGUCGCCAAAAACUACAAUAGAUGAGACUCCACCACCUUCCCCUGGCUUUGUUCCGGAGAGUGAUCCCGAAUCUGACGAUGGUGAAACAAGCAUGGUCACAGCCCGGCACUCGCCUUCAAUUUUCGACAUGACCAGUGCGUCUGUUUACGAAGACUGUGUGACACCUGGUGCCGCCAAUGGCUCGCCCAUCAUCGGAACCAUCAAGCGACCAAAGAGGGGCAUGAGUCUCAAGAAACCUACUUGUGACACUGUUCUAGAACUUCCCAGUCAAGAAAGCACUGCAGGCGCAGAAUGGAUGCAGCAACAGCAGCAAGCUUCCUCGCAAUCUAAGGCGUCCAAAAAACUAACUUACAUAGAAGAAGCAGAUGACAGCAGAGAUUUGAGUGCAAAGACCACAGAUACCUCUCUGUCUGAGCUCUCAGCAGGUGGGGUUGAACACACCACCAAGCAUUCAAGCAUCAUAACUACUUGCAGCCCACCAAAGGUACCUAUGGAGCUGCAAGAAAGCGCAGGUACUGAUAAGAAAAGCGCGACUACUGAUGACUGUGACAUGCCUCUACUUCAUAUGAGCGAGAGUACCGACCUUGACACAACUGCUACCGAUAAAGAAGAUUGUACAGCUCAAGAUCCUGCCGUCAAGGAGGGAAAAAAGGCUCUCGAAGCCUGCACAAGCAGUGAAAUGCCAGCAGACACUGGCACUGGGACUUCUGAACAAGCUUGCAGCCGCAAGGAGGAGACACUUGAAAAAGACAGACCAGCCAGCAUUUCGUCCGAAAGCGAGGAAGAAAGCAGUAGAGUUUCCAGAAGAAAGGGUAGGAAGGAACCGUCAUCAAGAACGACUCGGACAAAGAGGAAAGUGGCAUCUCCACAAGAUGAAAAAGAAGCCCCCAUAGAGAACACAGCUGCGCCGGCACGAAGGAGCAGUGGGCGUCAAAAUGCUGGCUCAAGGAUGAAGUCCCUUUUGUCCUUGGAGAAAAGGACUUCUGCAUCGGGAGAUUUCGAGGAGGGUGCACUUUCACAGGAAGUUCACGAUAAACGAGACGCUUCCAAGGAUGACACAGCCAUGGAAGAACCACAAGGGAAAGCAGGCAGAUCCAGAACAAGGCGUGGGCUGAAGGGCAAAGCUGCCGCAGAAGUUCCUCCUCUACCUCCGGAGGACGGUCUGGCCAGUGCCAGCCAACCAAAAGUUGUGUCCAGCUCAAAUGAAGAUAAGGGCGAGAAUGAAGAGCCUUCAAUGAAGCCUAGUGAGAAUGGCUCUGAGGGUGAGGCAGACGGCCGUGAGGGCACUCAUGCUGACAAAGACGAGUGCCCACCAAAGAGAGGGUCUUUGGUCGACUGGGAAGAUGACAAUGCAGAGGACGUCGUGAGUACGGCCUCGCUAACACCAUCUUUGGGCGACGGCGACAACAAUUGCACAGACACAACCAUUGACACCUGUUUCUCUGAACCAUUCCCCACCUUUUCAGAAGUGAUGGCAGAAUGCCAGCCGUUCAUUGAAAAGACAGAGGGCCAAGAUGAGAGAAGUGAGGCUGCAGAAGCACAGGAAGAGACAAUGGUUGACCUGGCAGAUGAAAGCAAAGCCGAAGCACCUGCCACAUCAGAGCCAGAACCCGUAGCCGCCAAAGAGCAACCUCGAGCUUUGCGGUCAAAAAACCCGAAGGAAGGAGUGGCAACGAGAAAGCGAAAAGGAUCAGAAGCGGUGGAGGAGUUGCCUUCAGCACGUGGCAAGGCCACUCGAAGAGGUGCACGAAAAGGGCCACUUGCAGGAGCUGAACUGCUUGCGGAAGACUCUCCAAGCGACAUUGAGCAGCCAGAGGUACUACAGUCAGCCUCACCACAGCAGACGAAGGUAGCCAGGCGCGGACGUCCUCCCCGCAAUGCUGUUAGCAGGAAGACAGCGCCUAGGCUUGCGGUUACCAAUAUUGUGGAAAACACAGAACAGUCAGAAGGGGAGCAUGAUGCAGGCAACCUUUCAGCGCAGGAGACUGAAAGCAUCGGAACACCAUCGGAAACAUCAGAGAGUUUAACACCUUCUCGGGGAAAGGCUGCUCCACGUCCCCGCUUGUCAAAAGCUCCCCUGUCAAAAGACCCGAAGGAAGGAGUGGCCAUGAGAAAGCGAAAAGGACCAGAAGUGGCAGAGGAGUUGCCUUCAAUACGCCGCAAGGCCACUCGAAGAGGUGCACAAGAAACGCCGCCUACAGGGGUUGCGCUAUUGGCGGAAGACUCUCCAGACGACAUUGAGCAGCCAGAGGCACCACAGUCAACCUCACCACAGCAGUCGAACCGAGCCAGGCGUGGACGUCCGCUCCACAGCGCUGUUGGCAGGAAGACGGCGCCUAGGGUUGUGGAUACCAAGAUCGUGGAGGACACAGAACAGUCAGAAGGGGAGGCUGAUGCUGACCGCCUUUCUGCACAGGAAACUGAAAGCAUUGAGGGAACACCACUGGAAACGUCGGAGAGUUUAACACCUUCUCGAGGAAAAGCCGUUCCACGUCCCCACUUCUCAAAAGCUCCUCAGUGUGGUGCUAGAGGCAGAAGGCAGUUGCUGCUGCUGGAUGCGGAACAGGCAGAGGAGGCUGCUUCGAAAGACGAAUCUGACCCAGACCGCCUUUCAGCACAAGACACGGAAAGCAUUAAUGGAACACCAUCAAAAACACCAGAAGAAUUAACAGCCUCUGAAGGAAAAGCUGUUCCUUCUUCGUCAAAGGCAUCCCGUCGUGGCACAAAAAAUGCAAAACAAUCGUUGCAGCAAGAUGUGAAAGAGGCGGAUGAGGCUGCUUCAGAUGGCCUUUUAGCUGGAAACACUGGAGAGCAGCUACACAGCGUAAGAACGUCUCAGCGUGAAAAAGCUAGCACGAAGACCCGUUCAGGUCAAGACAAGGAGGCAGACACUGGGGCAGCGGCGGAUGUCUCUUUGACUAGUGUAGAGUCAUCCCAGAGCUCACAAACAUCUCGGCGGGGAAGAAGAGGGGUGAAACAUUCUCAAGAAAAAAUUGAGCCGCCUGUUCAAAGCAGGUUGAAUGACUCAACGCAGUCACUUUCCGCGGAGCCUCAAUCGCAGACCUCUCGAGGUUCUCAGUUGGGAAGGCGAAACACGAGGCAAUCUGAAACACAGGAAAACUUGCCCUCCGAGGAGACUGGUGACAGUCAAACUGAGGGGGAAGUGCAUGGUAAAAAACUGUCGAGGAGUGGAAGGAAGGGUACAAAGUUGUCUCAGGAGGCAGCGAGCAAAAGUGUUGCCAACGCAGGAGAAAGCAAUCCUGAACCUGGAUCUGCAGAUCACGAACUGCAAACUAGGAGGACUCGGCGUGGUAGAAAUGCUGCCGAACCAUCCCAAAACGAGCAAGUCAUGCCAACUCCAGAAGCUACAGGAGACCCCUCGGAGAACAGUGGCACAGAGGCAGAACCUCCGAGCUCGCAAACCCGGCGCGGGAGAAAAGGGCUGAAGCAAACUCGAAAUCAGCGUAACAACAAGAACGCCCCUGAAGACAGCAAUGUGAAAGAGACUUCCGAGGUGCCCAAACAACCAAACUCGAGAAGUUCAAAGCCAUCAAGGACGACAAACCUUUCUCUGCCCAGGCGUACUGCAGCAGCUAGUUCCAUGGAAGUUUCCAUCAAAAUGGAGCCAGUGAGUCCAGGAACAUCCCGGCGCAGCAGCACAAAGACUGCACAAGUCCAGCUAGUGGAAGCCGAGCACCCAGGCAACAGUGACUCUGCUGAAGUCCCUUCAAAGCCCAAGCGCAAGGUCACCGAGCUCAAGUGCGAAGAUAUCUCGGAGGCUGAGCCUUUGAGCUCAGGGUCUACGACUCGACGUCAACUGUCCAAAAAACCAGCUCCCGCACCGGUGACGAGAAAGAGGGAUGUGCGGCGGACUGGCAAAAAGGAAGACCCAACACUAACUUCCGUGGCACCUGUGCUCAAGGCUACGGAAGAGAUUUCUGCACAGUGCUCCCUGCGAAGAGUUGACAGGAAGAGGCAUGUCGCCUCAAUGAGCUUUGGUGUAGCAAGGCACGAGUCGGAUGAUGACGCUUCUGGCAACGAGGAAGAGACUUUGGACGAGGUAACAGUGAAUGUUGGGCCAAAGUCUCGGCGAAAGGCACCGGUGAAGGAAGUCGCUGUCAAGCAGGAAAUAAUAGAGGAAGCACCAGUGAGACGGGGCAAGAGAAAAGCAGAUGUGCCUGUAGUCAAACCUGAAGUGCCACGAAAGGCGAAGUCUCGGCGGGACGAACAGGCGGACUCUUCUCUGGCCCCCAAAAAAGUCACGAAGGUGAAGCCAAAGGUGCUCUUCACCGGAAUUGACAGCACAAGCGCUGAGGAGCAGGUGGUAAGAGACCUAGGUGGGGCCAUCGCGACCAACGCUUCUAUGUGCACACACCUGGUCACCGACAAGUUUCGAAGAACGGUCAAGGCCCUGUGCUGCAUCGGAAAGGGCACACCAAUCGUCGACGUGGCCUGGAUAAAGAAGUGCCAGGAGGCCGGAGCCUUUGUGGACCACAUGCCCCAUAUGUUGCUUGACAAGAAGGCUGAGAAGGCCCUGCACUUCAGCCUCAGAGACACGUUGGCAAAGGCGUCGGCCGGUGGCGUACUUCGGGGAUGGAGCGUCCAUGCCACACCACAUGUCCUGCCAUCUCCCAGUGACAUGAAAGAAAUUGUGACAUGUGCAGGUGGCAAGUACCUGGACAACUUGCCGGCUCGGACUUCAACCAGUACAACUGUUGUGGUCUCCUGCAAGGAGGACUUGAAAGCUUGCUCACGCGCUCGAAACAACGGUGUUCCAGUUGUCGCCGCAGAGUUUGUGCUCUCGGGACUGCUUCAGCACAAGCUCGACAUGGAAGCCCAUCGCCUGGAGUGAAAGCCUAAAGCGGGGGGUGGGAGCUUGCCGUCUUGCAUGUCGCCAUUCAACAUUACAUGUUGCUGUCACCAUUCAACGUGGCUUUUUCUUUUUUAUUAUUAUUAUCAUCAUUAUUGUUAUUGUAGACAGGUAGCUUUACUGUACAUUCAAACGGACAGUUACCGUUGGCAUUUUUUGUAUAUACUGUAUAAAAUUACCUUAUGCUGUAACAUAAUGCCCCAUCUUGUGUUAAUGACAAGUCUAUCAUACCAUCACAUUAUAUUAGCCACAUAGCAUUGAAUUAACUUUUGUUUGUUGUGCCUUUCUUUUUUAAAACUGAUGUUUUUAUCUCAUGACACCGCAGGUACUGUCAUGCGUAGUCAAAGCGACCCAAUAAAUGUGUUUUAAAAAAAAUUA